AGGUGACAACACGAAACAAAUGUCGGUCCGCCAGCGAGUUGUCAACAAAAUUAUGUGGCUCGACGACACAAAUCCGCCCGAAUAGUCGGACAGCAGACAAUGCCGUAGCGAUGGACACUGAGGACCUGAAAAACUUCCUCAGCGUGUCCGCAUCGCUGUGCGCUAUUUUACAGUUUUUAACUGGCAUCUUGGUGUGUCAGAAGGUGGUGCAGAAUAAAAGCACCGGCGACAAUUCCGCAUUUCCAUUUGUCAGUGGAUGCCUGUCCACUGCUUUGUGGCUGAGAUAUGGGUUCUUGAUUGAGGAUCGGUCCAUCAUUUUAGUCAAUACUGUUGGAUCCGCACUUUUUGUUGGAUACGUUGUCGUUUUUUAUAUAUAUAGUGUUAAGACGGAAUUUAUAGUGAGACAAAUUCUAGUUUGUGGCCUGUUCCUGCUGCUGACCCUUUUGUAUGUGGAACGCGCCACCCAGGUGACGGAAGCCCAGAAUCAUCUGGGCGUGAUUUGUACGGCGGUGACGAUUCUGUUUUUCGCCGCACCUCUUUCGUCGCUUUUGCAUGUGAUUAAGGUGAAAAAUACGGAAAGCUUGCCCUAUCCUAUUAUACUGGCGUCGUUCGUCGUCUGUCUCCAAUGGCUCGUUUACGGGUAUCUGUUGGAGGACAUGUUUAUACAGAUUCCGAAUUUUCUAGGCGCUUUGCUCUCUGGUUUCCAGCUGAGUUUGUUCUAUGUCUACCCAAAUGUUAAGUCAAAAGUGUAUGCAAAUGAUAUAAUAUAAGCAUAAAAACAGUUAUGGACUCAAAUCAAGCUGUGUGAAAUUUGAGAUGUGCUACUUAUCUAGUGAAUAAUGCGUGUAAAUCGUCCAGAAAAUUUGUAUUUCAAAUUUUACAAAGCACCAGAGUAUUAAUGUAUUUAUAUUAUGUUAUACUUGUAUGAAAUAAAAUUUUAUUCUAGGUUA
Molecule: messenger RNA, 950 nt
Organism: Aethina tumida (small hive beetle)
Lineage: Eukaryota; Metazoa; Arthropoda; Insecta; Coleoptera; Nitidulidae
Gene: slv
Product: sugar transporter SWEET1
Exons: 4
Coding region: 111-770 (219 amino acids)
Biological process (GO): carbohydrate transport
Cellular component (GO): membrane
Molecular function (GO): sugar transmembrane transporter activity
Source: RefSeq, a predicted model, not a curated record